CACCCCUUUUUAUCUGUCUCAUCAAUCAAUCCCACGAACAAAACAACUAAUAAUAAUAAGUUAAUCCAACCAGCAAAAAUGGCGAGCUCCAUUGACGACUCACUAAGGUCCCUCUCCCUCGACUACCUCAACCUUCUCAUAAACGGCCAGGCCUUUAGUGACGUCACCUUCAGCGUCGACGGCCGUCUGGUCCACGCACACCGCUGCAUCCUCGCCGCCCGCAGCCCCUUCUUCCGCCGCUUCUUCUGCAGCGGCGGCGGCGGCGGCGACAUCGACCCGCAGCCGCCGCGCGGCGCCGUCCACGUGGCCUCCGUCGGGUACGACGUCUUCCUCCUCGUCCUCCAGUUCCUCUACAGCGGCCACGCCUCCCUAGUGCCCCACCGCCUCGAGCCGGCCGCCGCCGCCUGCGGGGACAGGGCGUGCGGCCACGAACACUGCGCCGCCGCCGUAGAUCUCGCCCUUGAGACGCUCGCCGCGGCCAGAUCCUUCGGCGUCGAGCAGCUUGCUUUGUUCACUCAGAAACAACUGGCGAGCAUGGUGGAGAAGGCGUCUAUCGAGAACGUGAUGAAAGUCCUAAUCGCGUCUAGCCACCAAGAAACGAACCAACUAUGGACCACUUGCUCCCACCUAGUCGCCAAAUCCGGCCUCCCGCCCCAAACCCUAGCCAAACACCUGCCGGUCGACCUCGUCGCCAGAAUCGAGAAUCUCCGCCUCAAAUCCUCCCUCCCCCGCCACCUCCACCACCACCACCACCACCACCAGUCGAGUAGUGGCGGCACCGACGAGAAGCUCCACCGAAUGCGACGUGCCCUCGACUCGGCCAACGUCGAGCUCGUCAGGCUCAUGGUCAUGGCCGAGGGCCUCGACCUCGACCGCUCCCUGGCCCUUCACUACGCAGUCGAGAACUGCAGUCGGGAGGUCGUCAAGGCCCUUCUCGAGCUCGGCCCGGCCGACGUGAACCUCCCCGCGGGGCCCGGGGGCCGGACGCCGCUCCACGUGGCGGCCGAGAUGGUGUCGCCGGAGAUGGUGGCGGUGCUGCUCGACCACCACGCGGACCCCAACCGGAGGGCGGCCGACGGGACGAGCCCGCUCGACGUGCUCCGGGCACUCACGUCGGAUUUCCUUUUCCGGGGGGCCGGGGGAGGUGGGCCGGCGUCACGCGUGGAACCGAAUAGGCUCCGGCUUUGUCUCGAGCUGGUGCAGUCGGCCGCCUCAGUUAUUUCGAGGGAGGAGGGGAAAGAGGGUGUCGAGGAGCCAGUGAACCGUCGUGGAGGUGGUUCAGUGUACUCCCGUGAUCGGUAUUGUUGA
Messenger RNA from Striga asiatica, 1308 nucleotides. The record is from the annotation of a GenBank genome assembly. NCBI's taxonomy places the organism in Eukaryota, Viridiplantae, Streptophyta, Magnoliopsida, Lamiales, Orobanchaceae.